Messenger RNA from Myotis lucifugus (little brown bat), 4358 nucleotides. It is a transcript of the gene ABCB11, whose product is annotated as ATP binding cassette subfamily B member 11. Lineage: Eukaryota; Metazoa; Chordata; Mammalia; Chiroptera; Vespertilionidae. The record is from RefSeq and is a predicted model, not a curated record. The transcript has 28 exons. The coding region runs from base 116 to 4087 and encodes 1323 amino acids. Gene Ontology annotation, cellular component: membrane. Gene Ontology annotation, molecular function: ATP hydrolysis activity; ABC-type transporter activity; ATP binding. Gene Ontology annotation, biological process: transmembrane transport.
AUAAUGAACACCGAAGUUGGAAAAACCCUUUGACUCUCCACAGUGGAGUUCAUUGUUUCUUCUGGCUUCCUCGAGUUCACGUUCACAGGGUUACUGGCUGCAGAUUGCAAUUACCAUGUCUGACUCAGUAAUUCUUCGCAGUGUGAAGAAAUUUGGAGAGGAGAAUCAUGGUUUUGAGUCAGAUGGAUCAUAUAACAAUGAGAAGAAUUCACGGUUACAAAAUGAGAAGAAAGGUGACAGCAGUCCAGUUGGCUUCUUUCAAUUGUUUCGAUUUUCUUCAACGACUGACAUUUGGCUGAUGUUUGUGGGAGGUUUAUGUGCAUUUCUCCAUGGACUAGCCCAUCCAGGCGUGCUACUCAUUUUUGGCACCAUGACAGAUGUUUUUAUUGAGUACGAAACUGAAUUACAAGAACUCCAGAUCCCUGGAAAAGCAUGUGUAAACAACACCAUCGUGUGGACCAACAGCUCCCUCAACCAGAACGUGACAAAUGGAAUGCCUUGUGGGUUGCUGGACAUUGAAAGUGAAAUGAUCAAAUUUGCCAGUUACUAUGCUGGAACCGCUGUUGCAGUUCUUAUCACAGGAUAUAUUCAAAUAUGCUCUUGGGUAAUUGCCUCAGCUCGUCAAAUACAGAAAAUAAGAAAACUUUACUUUAGAAAAAUAAUGAGGAUGGAAAUAGGAUGGUUUGACUGCAAUUCAGUGGGAGAGCUGAAUACAAGAUUUUCUGAUGAUAUUAAUAAAAUCAAUGAUGCCAUUGCUGACCAAAUGGCCAUUUUCAUUCAGCGCAUGACCACGAGCAUCUGUGGGUUCCUGCUGGGAUUUUACCAGGGUUGGAAACUGACCUUGGUCAUCAUUUCUGUCAGCCCUCUCAUUGGAAUGGGAGCAGCCGUCAUUGGUCUGAGUGUGUCCACGUUUACUGACCGUGAAUUGAAGGCCUAUGCGAAAGCAGGGUCAGUGGCUGAUGAAGUCAUUUCAUCCAUUCGAACAGUGGCUGCUUUUGGUGGUGAGAAAAAAGAGGUUGAAAGGUAUGAGAAAAAUCUUGUGUUUGCCCAGCGUUGGGGGAUUAGAAAAGGGAUAGUUAUGGGAUUUUUUACUGGAUUCAUGUGGUGUCUCAUCUUCCUGUGUUAUGCACUGGCCUUCUGGUACGGCUCCAAACUCGUCCUGGAUGACGGAGAAUAUACAGCAGGAGCCCUUGUCCAGAUUUUCCUCAGUGUCAUAGUGGGAGCUUUAAAUCUUGGCAAUGCAUCUUCUUGUUUGGAAGCCUUUGCAACUGGACGUGCAGCAGCCACCAGCAUUUUUGAGACAAUAGACCAGAAACCUGUUAUUGACUGCAUGUCAGAAGAUGGUUACAAGUUGGAUCGAAUUAAUGGUGAAAUUCAAUUUCACAAUGUGACCUUCCACUAUCCUUCCAGACCAGAAGUGAAGAUUUUAAAUAACCUCAGCAUGGUCAUCAAACCAGGGGAAAUGACGGCUGUGGUAGGAUCCAGCGGAGCUGGGAAGAGCACAGCCCUGCAGCUCAUCCAGCGAUUCUACGACCCCAGUGCAGGCAUGGUGACUUUGGAUGGCCAUGACAUUCGCUCUCUUAACAUUCAGUGGCUUAGAGCUCAGAUCGGAAUUGUGGAGCAAGAGCCUGUUCUGUUCUCCACCACCAUUGCAGAGAAUAUUCGCUAUGGCAGAGAGGGGGCGACGAUGGAAGAUAUAGUCCGAGCUGCCAAGGAAGCCAAUGCCUAUAACUUCAUCAUGGAGCUGCCACAGCAAUUUGACACCCUUGUUGGAGAAGGAGGAGGCCAGAUGAGUGGCGGCCAGAAACAAAGGGUAGCCAUUGCUAGAGCCCUGGUUCGAAAUCCCAAGAUCCUGCUUUUGGACAUGGCCACCUCGGCACUGGACAAUGAGAGCGAAGCCAUGGUGCAAGAGGCAUUGAGUAAGAUUCAGCAUGGACAUACCAUCAUUUCAGUCGCUCAUCGCCUAUCCACGGUUAGAGCUGCAGAUGUCAUUAUUGGUUUUGAACAUGGUGCAGCAGUGGAAAGAGGUACACAUGAAGAACUGUUGGAAAGAAAAGGAGUUUACUUCACUCUAGUGACUUUGCAAAGUCAAGGAGAUCAAGCCCUUAAUGAGGAGGGCAUAAAGGAUGACACUGAAGGUGCUUUACUUGAGAGCAAACAGACCUUUCGCAGAGGGAGCUACCGGGCUAGUUUAAGAGCUUCCAUCCGGCAACGCUCCAAGACUCAGCUUUCUUACCUGGUACAUGAACCUUCAUUAACUGGUGUUGAUCAUAAAUCUACUUAUGAAGAAGACAGAAAGGACAAGAACAUUCCUGUGGAAGAAGAAAUUGAACCUGCCCCGGUUCGGAGGAUUCUGAAACUCAAUGCUCCAGAAUGGCCCUACAUGGUGGUGGGGUCUGUGGGUGCCGCUGUCAAUGGGGCAGUCACACCCCUCUAUGCCUUUUUAUUCAGCCAGAUUCUUGGGACUUUUUCACUUCCUGAUAAAGAAGAACAAAGGUCACAGAUCAAUGGUGUGUGCCUGCUUUUUGUAGCAAUGGGCUGUGUAUCCCUUUGCACUCAAUUUCUGCAGGGAUAUGCUUUUGCUAAAUCUGGAGAACUCCUCACAAAAAGGCUACGUAAAUUUGGUUUCAGAGCAAUAUUGGGGCAAGACAUCGGCUGGUUUGAUGACCUCCGAAAUAGCCCUGGAGCACUGACAACAAGGCUUGCUACAGAUGCUUCCCAAGUUCAAGGGGCUGCUGGCUCUCAAAUCGGGAUGAUGGUCAAUUCCCUCACUAACAUCGUUGUGGCCAUGAUUGUUGCCUUCUUCUGUAGCUGGAAGUUAAGCUUGGUCAUAGUAUGUUUCCUCCCUUUCCUGGCUUUAUCGGGAGCUGUACAGACCAGAAUGUUGACAGGAUUUGCCUCUCAAGACAAGCAGGCUCUGGAGUCGGCGGGACAGAUUACAAGUGAAGCCCUCAGUAAUAUCCGCACUAUUGCUGGAAUUGGAAAGGAGAGGCAGUUUAUUGAAGCAUUUGAGAGAGAGCUGGUGAAGCCAUUCAAGACAGCCAUUCGAAAAGCAAAUGUUUAUGGAUUCUGCUUUGGAUUUUCCCAAUGCAUUGUGUUUGUUGCUAAUUCUGCUUCCUACAGAUAUGGAGGUUACUUAAUCUACAACGAGGGGCUCCAUUUCAGCUACGUGUUCAGGGUGAUCUCUUCAGUUGUACUGAGUGGGACGGCUCUUGGAAAAGCCUACUCUUACACCCCAAGUUAUGCCAAAGCUAAGAUAUCAGCUGCACGCUUUUUUCAACUGCUGGACCGACGACCCCCGAUCAAUGUAUACAGUGGUGCAGGUGUAAAAUGGGACAACUUCCAGGGGCAGAUUGACUUUGUUGACUGUAAAUUUACAUAUCCCUCUCGACCUGAUAUACAAGUUCUGAAUGGGCUCUCAAUAUCGGUUAGUCCAGGGCAAACACUGGCAUUUGUUGGAAGCAGUGGAUGUGGCAAAAGCACCAGUGUCCAGCUGUUGGAGCGUUUCUAUGAUCCUGACCAAGGGAAGGUGAUGAUCGAUGGGCAUGACAGCAAAAGGGUGAAUGUCCAGUUUCUCCGUUCCAACAUUGGAAUUGUUUCCCAAGAACCGGUGUUGUUUGCCUGUAGCAUAACAGACAAUAUCAAGUAUGGGGACAACACCAGAGACAUCCCCAUGGAAAAAGUCAUAGAAGCUUCAAAGCAGGCUCAGCUGCAUGACUUUGUCAUGUCACUCCCAGAGAAAUAUGAAACUAAUGUUGGGUCCCAGGGGUCUCAACUCUCUCGGGGAGAGAAACAACGCAUUGCUAUUGCUCGGGCCAUUGUGAGAGAUCCUAAAAUCUUGCUACUAGAUGAAGCUACUUCUGCCUUAGACACAGAAAGUGAACAGACGGUGCAGGUUGCCCUGGACAAAGCCAGAGAAGGACGGACCUGCAUUGUCAUUGCCCACCGUUUGUCCACCAUCCAGAACUCGAAUAUCAUUGCUGUCAUGUCCCAGGGGACAGUGAUUGAGAAGGGGACCCAUAAAGAACUGAUGGCCCAGAAAGGAGCCUACUACAAACUGGUCACUACAGGAGCCCCUAUCAGUUGACCUGACUCUAGAAUUUCACACACAGAUGAUGCACCAAUUACAGGAGUGCCAUGGGUUAUAUUUUUCCUUUAAGAAGAUAUGAUGAUUAUUUUACUUUCACACACAUUGCCAUACAUUGGGAUCCAAGCUAACUUCUAAUGACCUUUGAUAAUAAUUUAGUUCUAGCCCUGGCUGGUUUGGCUCAGUGGAUAGAGCAUCGGCCUGUGGACUGAAGGGUCCCAGGUUCGAUUCCGGUCAAGGGCAUGUACCUUGGUUGCAGGCACAUCCCCAG